CAGAGAACACACACAGGAGAGAAACUCUUCAAGUGCAGUGUGUGUGGGAAGGCAUUUUCACAUGCAUCUACUCUUAAAAUACACCAGAGAACACACACAGGAGAGAAACCUUUAUGUGCACUGUGUCAAAAAGCAUUUGCAGACUCAUCAGUUCUUCAGAACCACCAGAGAACACACACAGGAGAGAAACCCUUCAAGUGCACUGUGUGCGAUAAGGCAUUUGCACAGUCAUCAGUUUUUCAGAUCCACCAGAGAACACACACGGGAGAGAAACCCUUCAGGUGCACUCUGUGCGGGAAGGCGUUUGCACAGUCAGCAAAUCUUCAAAGACACCAGAGAACACACACAGAAGAGAAACCCUUCAAGUGCAGUGUGUGUGGGAAGGCAUUUUCAGCUUCAUCUACUCUUAAAAAUCACCAGAGAACAAACACAGGAGAUAAACCCUUCAAGUGCACUCUGUACGGGAAGUUGUUUGCAGAUUAAUCACACCUUCAAAGACACCAGAGAACACACAGGCAUCAGAAGAUCCCCAAGGAGUGGAGUCUGAAAUCGACUUGUGAAAGUUAAAGUGCUGCAAUUUAAUCACUCAUGAAACAAGAACCAGAACAAAAUCCCAGCUUGGACACUUUGAAUGGUAUCAAGGUUAAAUAUGAAGAGGCAACGGUGAAAUAUGAAGAGGUGAAAUUUGAAGAGGCGAUGGUGAAUGUGAAAUGACAGUGAAAAGCGAAGAAGUGAAGGUAAAAUGUGAAGAUGAAGAUUCAACUCCAAAAUAAGGCAACGUGAAGCAGGAGGAGAAUUCUGACUCUGAUGCAGAGCGAGGCAACUCCCAGCAGUUUGUAGAAGUGGAGGUGUGGGUGGACUUCCUAGACAAUACAAAGUCAUAAGGAGACCCUGUAGAUGUUUAAGUUUGAGACAAUGAAGCUCCAAUAGAUUCACCUUUGUCACGGGCCUUUAAUGAUAAUAACGUGAAGUUGAACACUCAAUUCCUAGGUUCAACCUGCAGAGUAAGAGCGGCCAGUAUUAGUGGACCUGUGGGUUGGGUAGAUGUCUAACCAGGAGCGAGAGCUAAUAAGCUCCCAAGCAUUCACUAUGUUAUGAGAAUAAUAAUAUUUGCAUGCGUACGGUGCUUAAUUGCCCAUAAUAGAGCUUUUCUUUUUUUUAGAUCGCGUACAUAUAAAAUUUUCAUGAAACCAGCCACUACGUGAUUUGUUCUCCAAUGCACCGGUGUGCUAUACUAGUGUAGUGACAUCAGGGACGUCACUAUAUGGUGUUGGUCCGGGAGGGUCGUGGCGUGCGAUGUUCCUAUGUCGCGGACAGCACUGGGUGGUUUGCUGUGUGAUGCCGGCUUUACUAUAGCACGGCGUGCGAUGCACCGUCAUCACAUACACCCCGUAGAUGGGUGUAGUACCAUACCUAGCGGGGCUUGGUGAGCGCUGGGAUAGUGUGGGCAUAGCAUGUAGUGCAGGCUCCCACAAGGUGGAGCGGGAGAGUGUCAGCCCAG
Petromyzon marinus (sea lamprey) is the source of this 1501-nucleotide messenger RNA. NCBI's taxonomy places the organism in Eukaryota, Metazoa, Chordata, Hyperoartia, Petromyzontiformes, Petromyzontidae. The record is from RefSeq and is a predicted model, not a curated record.